AAAAAACGUCAAAUUGAAUUGAAUUUAUGUCAAAUUUUAAUCAUAACCUCAAGUAGAAUUUAUCAUUUUACUUUAAAAGGAAAACAUGAGAAGUAUUAAAUAAUUUAUUACAAAUAAUAGAAAAAUUGUGAAUUAAAAUGGCUCUCAGUCGAAUGCUGAAACUCUCAAAUUUCUGUUUAAAAGAAAACUUAUUAGUAACUCGAAGUCCAAUCAUAAAAAAUGUUAGACAUUUUAGAAAAAGCAAAAGAGUCGAAGAGCCUAGAAUUAAUCCAGACAGUUUAGCAACGCCAUUCACCAAUUCAGCCGUCAACUCGAAUAACUUGAAUUCAGUGAGACUGUUGAGGCCUUUUUUAUUUACAGUAGCAUUUUCAGGAACAUGCUUUUUAUCGGCAAUAGUUUGGGAGUACGAAAACAUGAGAUCACAUGCCAAGAACAUGAUCAGAAAACCCAUGAAAUUUUUCAGGAAAAAGGUUGAUGAUACAUUUCAUUCUUCGAACAAUGUCGUAAAAGAAGUCAAAUCCUGGUGGUGGAAUCUCACUGAAGGAGAACGCAUAUUUGCGCCGAUUUGUGCUUUAAACGUACUUGUUUUCUUAGCAUGGAGGGUUCCUAGAUUUCAACCCACCAUGUUGAAAUAUUUUUGUUCUAAUCCAGCUAGUCCGAACGUAUUUCUUCCUAUGGUCCUAUCAACAUUUAGUCAUUACUCAGGUUUACAUCUUCUAGCGAAUAUGUAUGUUCUCCACAGUUUCAGCACAGGCGCUGUUCAGAGUUUAGGCAAAGAGCAAUUUUUAGCAAUGUAUUUGAGUGCUGGUGUUAUAUCUAGUUUUACGAGCUACACAUAUAAAAUCAUUACCAAACAACCAGGUCUAUCUCUAGGAGCCUCUGGAGCCAUAAUGGCUAUUUUAGGAUAUGUUUGUACGCAGUAUCCAGACACGAGGUUAGGCAUUAUUUUGUUGCCAGUAGUUACGUUUUCUGCAGGCUCUGCAAUUAAAUUCAUAAUGGGAUUGGACACUGCAGGUGUCUUAUUAGGAUGGAAGUUCUUUGAUCACGCUGCCCAUUUAGGAGGUGCUGCUUUUGGAAUAUUUUGGGCAAUGUGGGGUCAAAAGAACCUCUGGCAAAAUAGGGAACCUGUCCUUCAAUAUUGGCAUCGACUGAGAGGCUCUAUAAAAUGAUAUUGUUUUUCUAGGAUUUUUGGAGCUUGUAUAUACAAACAUAAUUUUUUAUUGAUCUAUUCUGCUUAAACAUCAAUUUAAAAAAUAAAUUUUUGUUUAAG
This is a messenger RNA of Phyllotreta striolata, 1270 nucleotides long. The record is from the annotation of a GenBank genome assembly. Lineage: Eukaryota; Metazoa; Arthropoda; Insecta; Coleoptera; Chrysomelidae.